Messenger RNA from Cuscuta epithymum, 1436 nucleotides. The record is from the annotation of a GenBank genome assembly. Lineage: Eukaryota; Viridiplantae; Streptophyta; Magnoliopsida; Solanales; Convolvulaceae.
AGAGUUUCUACCAAUAUUGGUCUAUUUAUUUAUUGUUCAUUGAUUAUUUAAGGUAAUACUCAAAUUUGCAUACAUGUAAUAGGAAAGCAACUGUUACAUCUCAUGCAUUCACAUUCUCGCUUUCUCCCGUACAUAUUGUUUUUGUCGCUCGCCGUCCAGCUACCAGACGGCGACGACGACAACUUUCCUGGCCUACCGUUGUCCUGCAUGUCGGCCGUCGGCCGGCGUUUCUAGAUCAAAAUGUCCACACAACCGUCACACACUCUCCUACAAAUCAUCCUAAUCUCCGCCCACGAUCUCCCUCCGGUGUCGAAACCCCUCCGCACGUACGCCGUUGCAUGGCUAGAUUCCGGCCAUAAGUUGACGACGAGGAUCAAUCGUGAUGGCCACAAUAACCCGACGUGGAAUCACAAGUUCACCUUCCGCCUCGAAAACCAGCUUCUCGGCUCCGGCGACGCCGCCGUCAAUUUCGAAAUCUAUAGCGUUGCAUGGCUACGUGACACUCCCAUUGGCACCGCCAAGCUUGCGUUAAACAACUUCUUUCCACCACUUUUGGCCAAUAAUUCCUCCAUAAGGACCGCCGCCCUUCCGGUCCGCCGCCCCACCGGACAUUUACAAGGAACCCUCAAUGUUAGUAUCCAAUUCAAAGAAACCGGCGGUAUCCGCUGCCAUUUAAAUGUCCCAUCCCAGACAAAUAUAGAAGAAGUGAAUGAUGAUGAAACUAGAGGUAGUGCUUCAAAGGGGUCAAACAUGUUUGAAGAAUAUAAGGAUGAGAAUAAAACCUCGGAGGUUCCUGCUGGUGAGGAUGAAAUUAUGCAGGCGACAACAAACAUGUCAGAGGACGAGGCGAAAAACUCACGCCGAUCUUUUAUUUCGUACAUCUCCGAGAUGCACCCGUUACCAUCGAAAAUGGCAACGGGUCUAUCGAAAGGAUACCUUUCUGGUAAAGAAGAAGAUUACGGGAGUUCCAUAUUCGAAAAUUGGUCUAUCCCGGACCGAGAGAGUAAUAACAAUAAUAUAGAAGAUCAAACGGUGAGAAAAGAUUCAAUGAGCAUUUCAUCACUUUCGUGGGAAUUAAUGGAAGAAAAUUUUAUGCAUUCGCCCACAAUAGGAGACAACAAGUUGAGUGGGGAAGGCUCAUCGUCCCCGAUAAGGAAAUCAAGAUCAGGAAUACAUCAUCGUCGCCACCACCAUCACCGGCGGAGAAGCCAGUCCAGCGUAGGAUUGAUGUCAUGCUUUGGAAAUGCAUAUGGGUUUGAGUACAAGUUCAUAUGUGGGUCCGGCCGACACCAUAAAUAGGAACGAAAUGGAGAAAAUUUCUUAAAUAGGAUUAAAACAUAGAUAAAAUGUACAAAUAGAAUUGUCACUAUCUUAUUCUUUCUAGAAUAAGACUCAUCCACUCCUAAUUGAGGAAAUUUUAUAUUUUCAAUAAACCG